Messenger RNA from Hippoglossus stenolepis (Pacific halibut), 5543 nucleotides. RefSeq names its product UDP-N-acetyl-alpha-D-galactosamine:polypeptide N-acetylgalactosaminyltransferase 18a (gene galnt18a). NCBI's taxonomy places the organism in Eukaryota, Metazoa, Chordata, Actinopteri, Pleuronectiformes, Pleuronectidae. Bases 361 to 2220 code for a protein of 619 amino acids. The record is from RefSeq and is a predicted model, not a curated record. The transcript has 11 exons. Gene Ontology annotation, cellular component: Golgi apparatus.
AUUGGUCCGGAUGCGGGCUCCGGGCUGGCGGGAGGAGGCUGCUGCGCGGAGUGUGACAGCUUUGCAGCGGCUGAGCGCAGCUUGAGUCGCCGGCUGCUCAGCGGGGAGCCUCCUCUUCCUCCUCUUCCUCCUCUCUAAUCUCUCCUCACACAUAUUAUUCAUGCUGCCGGAUAAAGAAAAGCAGUGAAAGCCUCCUGGGGGUGGGGGGGAGGCGGGUUUCGUGCGAUGCCUGAGCCGGGACCUGAUGCGCACUGACCCGCAGCGUCGCUCCGCUGUCCGCACGUUGUUCCUCCGGCGCGUCCUCGACGCACCUGCCCGAGCGCGCCCGGCACCUGCAGGAGCCCGUGGAGGGAUGUCGCGAUGCUGUGCUCACGCAGAACUAAAACUUUGGUGUCGACGUGCGUGAUCCUCAGCGGCAUGACCAACAUCGUGUGCCUGCUGUACGUCGGCUGGAUCACCAACUACGUGGCCAACGGCGGACACAAAGUUGCGGAGAGCGGCGGCGGCGACGAGGCGCAGAGAAAGUUGGAGGAGGACGGGAAAGGAGAAACCCUGAGGAUUAUGGAGAGACUGGACCGACUGGAGAGCGUGGUCAACGAGCACAUUAAAGACACGCCUCUGAAGGACGGUGAGGACGCCGCGUCUUCCUCAGACCUGGCCUCGGACCCCGCCCUCUCGCUCUUCAAACACUGGGGUCACGACCUGGGUCCCGAGAGUCGAAGGGUCGCCCUCAAGAAGUUCCGUUACUAUGGCUACAAUGGUUACCUUAGCGACCGCAUCUCCCUCACUCGGCCGAUUGCAGAUCUGCGACCUGACGGCUGCAGAAACCUGUCGUAUUCAUCCGACCUUCCUCAGCUCAGCAUCAUCUUCAUCUUCGUGAACGAGGCCCUGUCGGUGCUGCUGCGCUCCGUCCACACGGCCAUCCAGCGGACGCCGUCUCACCUGCUCAAAGAGAUCAUCCUGGUGGACGACCACAGCAGCAGCUUGGAGCUGAAGGAGCACCUGCAGACCUUUGUGGACGAGACCAACACGCAGCACGGCCCAGACUUCAUCAAGGUGGUCCACCAUGACAAGCAGGAGGGCCUCAUCCGGUCCAGGGUCCGGGGCUGGAGAGCCGCCUCCGCCCCCGUGGUCGCUCUGUUCGACGCACACGUGGAGUUCAACAUCGGAUGGGCCGAACCCAUCCUGCAGCGGAUAAAGGAGGAUCGGACCCGCGUGGUCUCUCCCUCGUUCGACAACAUCAAGUACGACACCUUCGAGAUCGAGGAGUACCCGCUGUCCGCUCAGGGCUUCGACUGGGAGCUGUGGUGUCGGUACCUCAACCCGCCCAAGUCCUGGUGGACGCAGCGCAACCAAACGGCCCCGAUCAGGAGCCCUGCUCUGAUUGGCUGCUUCGUGGUGGACAGGAAGUACUUUGAGGAGAUCGGCCUGCUCGACGAAGGCAUGGAAAUUUACGGCGGAGAAAACGUGGAGCUCGGCAUCAGGGUGUGGCAGUGUGGCGGCAGCGUGGAGGUCCUGCCCUGCUCGAGGAUCGCCCACAUCGAGCGCGCCCACAAGCCCUACACGGAGAACCUGACGGUGCACGUGCGUCGCAACGCUCUGAGGGUGGCGGAGGUGUGGAUGGACCAGCACAAGAGUCACGUCUACAUGGCCUGGAACGUUCCACUGCAGAACUCGGGAAUCGACAUCGGGGACAUCUCCGAGCGAAAGGCCCUGAGAUCCAGACUCCGCUGUCGACCGUUCAGCUGGUUCCUCGCCAACAUCUACCCCGAGCUCCGGUCCUACAGCAACACAGUCGCUUACGGAGUGCUGAAGAACAGUCUGAGAGACGACCUGUGUCUGGACCAGGGACCCGACUCCGACAACGUCCCCAUCAUGUAUCUGUGUCACGGGAUGACACCGCAGCAGAACGUGUACUACACCAGCUCCCAGCAGCUCCACCUGGGGGUCCUGAGUCCCACCAUCGACGACGAUGACAACAAGUGCGUGGUGGACGUGAACAGCCGGCCCCGGCUCCUGGAGUGCAGCUACGCAGCGACCAAGCACAUGAAGCUCACCUGGACGCUCACUCAGGGCGGCUCCAUCCAGAACAGCGAGUCUCAGCGCUGUCUGGAGCUGGUGGAGAGCAAACAGUCGGAGUUCGGCUUCCAGCUCGCCAUCCAGGACUGCGGCGCCCAGAAAUGGACCAUCACGAACAUACUGACCGUCCUGCCGCAGUGAGCGCAGGGGACGCCACGCAGGGGACGCCACGCAGGGGAUGCCUCCGCUGUCAUGGACGUUCAAGAGGAGAACUCAAUGGCUUCAAACCAAAAAAACAAACUGACCCAGAUCUGAGAUGGAUCCUCGCGGAGUUCUGGUUCACGAGUCCAGUUAGAGGCGGACGAACAGGAUUUGCUUCAAUCAGACGCAGAACAUCAGUGAGUCCAUAACCGUUUUAUACCAGUGACCUGAGAGUCUCUGGGUCCAGGGGACAGGAGCCGGCCUGUGGGGUCUUUUUGGCCCCUGUCUGGAACGUGAGACGGGGGGGGGCCAGUCUCAUCGCACAAUCACCAACACAAAUUGAGCGAGCGUGGUUUUAAUAUCUUUGUGUUGAGCGGGAGAAACGCACGGUUCCAGAUAAAUCUAACAACUUUACGAUCCAAGCUCUGCGACAGGUUUUUCAGUUUCAGCGUCACAGACGACUCGACUCGGAGCGGGGGAGCUGGUAGAUUCUCCUCAGGACGGAGGAUUUCCCCUCUGACGCUGUUAUAUCUGUGGGUUCAGAGACGGAGCGGGAGGCUGUGGACUUCCUGUUCGCUCGUACAACACCAGCACAGAACACGACGGUGGCUGAUGCAGCAGCAAUAAUGAUGAUAGAUCUUGAUCGAACCUGAGCAGCAGAGUGAACGUGAUUUUAGAAUUUUAGAGUUCAAAGUCCCAAAGAUAUUAUGAAACAAAUUUUUAUUAAAACGUCUAAAAACAAAUAGAUGUUAUAUAUUCUGUUGACUUGGGUUCUUACAUCAUCCAAAAUGUUCCGACAAGUUUCAAACCCGGAGAAAUCCCCAGUUUUACUCGAGGUUACAGGACGUUUGGUCUUUAAUUGUGUUUUAACCUCUUUACUUGUGUCUCUGUUGUUCUAGUUUGACAAAGGAGAAACUAACUGUUAGCCUGUUAACCAGUUAGCCUGUAAACCAGUUAGCCUGUUAACCAGUUAGCCUGUUAGCCAGUUAGCCAGUCGGCUGUUUGUGUUGGUAACUCAUGAUUUAUCACAAUUAUCUGUCGCCGUUUGCUACGUUACGUGAAUAAAUCUUUAACACGUGACCUCUUCGUCAGGUAGAUUUUCAUCGGCAAUGGUCCUGAAGACAACAACUCCCAUAAUUCCACGCUGCUUUACGAUGUCUGUUAAUUGUUUUGACUGAGAGACCCCUUGUGGCCAAAGUUAUAUAUCGUACGUUUCAAUGAAAGAUUAUGAACCAGUCCCAAACCAAACUUUCUGGUUAUUUAUAGAAAUUUUGUGUGUAUUUACCAAACUCAUUUUCAACGAGUUCUGUUUCAGUUCAUGUUGUACGUGUACAAUCAUUAAAUGUAAACUCCUCUCUACGGAAUUAUGAAAUGAAACCCCGUUAAUUACCAGAAUUAAUAGUUCAGGGUCGCAAGAGAAUAAUUUCUGGUGGUCGCCAGAUGGUCGUAAAGAAAUAACUUUCACAAACAUCAAGGAAACAAUGAAUCUUAGUGAGAAACUCUGUGUGUCAACAUAGAUUCAGUUUGUUUACAGGAAAAUGCAGCAGCUCAUCUUAAUCUUUGUUUACUUGAGUUUUACAGCCGAGCUCCACUCGUCUCACAACUGACAGAAACACGGACAAACUGACUGAACAAAUCAAAUGAUGCUUGAAGCUUUACAAUGAAUCUCCUGCUGCUUUGCUCAGCGAGUGAAACUCUUCAAGGCUUCACCCCAGACUCCAAAUUUUCUGAAUCAUUUCGAUUGUUGAGGACAGAACCAGUUUGAGAUCAGAUUUCCCAGAAACCGUCUCACUUCAGGAGGACGUGCCGGUUCGGCCCGUUUCGCCCCAGUUCUCUGAAAGACGGUUUUAUUAUUCGACCUCUGGUACUGAACCCAGUGGUGGUCGCAGCCUCCGCCCACACAGCUGCGAUACAGUGGAGCCUCUUCUGUGAGCCGCAUGAAUGUGCAGAUUAAUAUGAGGGGAAGCAUAAAAGGAAUUGAUUGAGCAGAUGGACGUUAUGUCAUCGUGACAGAUGGACGGUAUCUGGCAGUGGAGGAGUGUGUUCCUUUCAAAUUGUGUGCGUGUGCAUGUGAGCCCUAUUUGUUUCCUCUGAAUCAUGAGUAUUCACCAGGUAGUAAUUUAAAUAAUUGCAAAUAAUAGUCAGCAGGUAAUAAAGUGGAAUUUCUGGAUAAAUAUCAAAUCUACAGUGAAUCAUGGGAAUAAUUCAAACAUCCACGCUAACGGAGAAUAAGAGCGCGACCGAUCUGGACCUUUGAAUCGCUAAUAUUAAGUAGUUGAAUAUUUACGAUGCUAAUAUAUCGUCUGAUUCAUAUAUUUAAAAACAUUGUUAUCAAACCUGUCGGACCUGUGUCUAAGUUUAUCUAUAUUUACAUUAUUUAUUAUUGUUUUUAUUUGUAAGCAUGUUCCCCUUUCAGGUGUCGGGGGCAACAACAGCAGAUGAAUUGAAUCUUCUGCAUUUCUUAUUAUGUUUAUUAUGUUUAUCUUGCUUUAAAUUGGAUUUAUUUUGGGACGUUUUGUGUCCAUGCAGUGAAACAACAGGACAUUGAUAUUCGGGACAAACCCGUGGACACAAUCGGAGUAACUUGAUCUCUUGUCCUCAUUAAAUUAAUCCCAGGAUAACUUUUCAUAGGAGGACAAGUAAUCACUCAAUAACAGACAUGUAAGUGCGUCAGACUCACAGAAUUUAAUAUUUCCCUUAACACUGAACACAUAAUGGGACGGUUAUGGGUUUUAAAAAUGUAUUUUGUUUGAGAAAUCCUUGUAAAAAAUACAUGUGGAUUUUCAAGGUUCAACGAUUCUUAUCACAAUUGAUUUCACGAGGACACAAACAUCCAGUAACUGAAGUUUGUACUUGAACGUGUGUGGAUGUGAAUUUAACUUCUGCUGAUUCGACAGCUGAAUGAUUUGCUCCACGUUUGCAGAUCUAAGCUUUAUUCAAUAGAUCUGCUGUGAAAUCAAUUUCCCGCUUAUUCAAAACCCCCCCGUCAACAAUCUCCAUCAAUAAUUCAGAGCAGGACGAAUCUAUUCAUUAUUAAUCCGACUGUAAUGUUUUCAACACGUACUCAGGCGGAGGCGGCGGUUCCACAGUGAUGAUGAAGCAGGGAUUUGAACGCGUGUCUUCUAUCGGCUACCGUGUAGCAUCGAACCUUCUGUUGCUCCUCUGUUCUCGUUGUGGCUCAGGUUUCUAGAUCCUGACGUUUUAAAAGUAUCUCAAUUGUUGGGAAGCUGUUAAUAUAUCGAGUCAUGAAAAUGUCUGAAAUAUUUUAUGAGUGUAUUUAAACUGGAUAUUUAUAAGUACGGACAAUAAAAACCCAUAAAGGA